Messenger RNA from Eremothecium sinecaudum, 441 nucleotides. RefSeq names its product ribosome-associated Tef1p biogenesis chaperone CHP1 (gene CHP1). Gene Ontology annotation, cellular component: cytoplasm. The transcript has a single exon. Lineage: Eukaryota; Fungi; Ascomycota; Saccharomycetes; Saccharomycetales; Saccharomycetaceae. The coding region runs from base 1 to 441 and encodes 146 amino acids. The record is from RefSeq and is a predicted model, not a curated record.
AUGUCUACUUUCAAUGCCGAGACCGCUGAUAACUUAGAAGAUAUCGAGAAGCAAUUUGCUGUGGUUGCUGUUGAGCAAGCUGAAACAUAUUGGAAUUUAAUCACUAAAGUACCAGGUUCCAAACUUCGUCUAACAAAAUAUGAUGAUGAAAUCUACGAAGCUUUCCAGAGUCAUUUCCCUGAAUAUACCGAUGUUAACCGGUUAGCGAAGUUUAAUGAGGAGGAAUUAAAGUCUCCAGUUGCCAAAGAUAGGUGGAGGAAAUUUAUCAGUCUUUUCGAAGAGAAGAUUGAAGACUUCAACUUCGGGACUCUAUUGAGAACUGAUGCUUCUCAAGAGUAUGGUCAAUACACAGCUUGUUUUGUUGUUAGAAUCCAGUUCUAUGCCUUUGAAAUUGCAAGAAAUAGACAUAAGUUGAACGACUGGGCAGUUGGCCACUCGUAA